Messenger RNA from Dictyostelium discoideum AX4, 4518 nucleotides. RefSeq names its product C2 calcium/lipid-binding region-containing protein. The record is from RefSeq and is a predicted model, not a curated record. The transcript has 3 exons. NCBI's taxonomy places the organism in Eukaryota, Evosea, Eumycetozoa, Dictyosteliales, Dictyosteliaceae. The coding region runs from base 1 to 4518 and encodes 1505 amino acids.
AUGGAUAAAUUUAAAGAUAAAUUAAAAGUUCAAUCACCAUCAUCCAAUAAAGAAGAUAUAAAGAUUAGUUAUGUUGUAAAGAUAGUUAAAGUUACAGGAUUACCAAAAUCCAGUUAUUCACCAUUACUUGUUUCAUGGAAAAGAGGAAGUAAAAAAGAAAAUUCAGGUGAAGUUAAAACCAUACCAAGAGAUGGUGAAGGUGUAGUAGAUCAUACCAUCAAUUUAAAUGCAACCAUUACUAAAACACCAAAAGGAUUCUUAGAGAAAUCUAUACAAUUUACUGUAAAAGAGGAGAAAUUAGGUAAAAAACCAGUUUCAUUAGGUUCAGUUAGUGUAAAUUUAGCACAAUAUGCUGAAAGUAAAACUGAAAAAACUCAUCCUUUCCCAAUUCAAGAUAAAUCAAAAGUUGUUUGUAAUUUAUAUUUAUCAAUUCAAUCAUCAUGGUUAAAAGUUAAUGGUAAAUCAAUGGUAAAAGCAGAAGGUAAUCAAAAAGAAAUACUUCAAGAAUUAGGUAAACAAAAGAUUUCACAUGAAGGUACUGAUUAUUUCCUUCAAACUGAACAAGAUAUGAGUGAACCUGAUCAAACUGAUUUUGGUCAUGAUUCUGAUAAUGAAGAUGAAGAUCAUGUUGAUUUUGAUGAUGAUUCAAAUGAUAAAUCAAAUGUAUCGACAUUAUCAAGAAAGAGCAGUUCAGGAUCAGUUGAAAAAGGUGAAUCAUCAUCAUCAUCAUCGACAACAAUAGCAAAUGGACAUAAUCGUACAAAUAGUUCAAAUAGUGUUGGUUCAAAUACUACAACAACGACUACAACAACAUCAAAUUAUGUUCCACCAGCAUUAAUUAAAGAGGAGUCAGAAGAAAAAGAUUUAAAUGCAAUGACAGCAGAUUUAAAGAUAAAGAAAUAUAAGAAACAAUUGAAAACAUUGAAAUCGGAAUUAGAGAAAUCAAAGAGCCAAUUCUCAACACUUUCAAAAGAUCGUGAUGAAAAAGUUGAAGAGAUUAAAAGAAUGAUUGAUGAUAUGGAGAAUAUUAAAGAUCGUUCUAAAUCCGUUGGAAAUGGUGUGAUCGCCGAUUACAAUAACCAAAUCGAGCAAUUGAAUAGCAAAUUGACCGCAGGCAAUAAGGAUAUUGAGAAUUUGAAAAUUCAAUUACAACGUGAACGUAACCAAUCCUCUCAAGAUUCUAACCAAGUGACAGUAUUACAAAAUCAAUUAUUAACAAUCAAUUCACAAUUGGACACUAUUCGUAACGAGAAUACCACAUUGAAUAACCAAAUCCGUCAAUUGGAGACCCAAUUGAGAGAGUCGUCCUCAAACAAGCCUGAGGAACUUCAAAAUGCUUUAGCAACCGUUCAGAAUUUACAUUUGGAAUUGAAUCAAUUACGUAGCCAAUUGGCAACAACUACCGAAGAGAAUAGAAGUCAAUUCAUUCAAUUGGAACAAGAAAGAUUGAAAUCAAAUUCAACCGAAUCAAAUGUUAAUCGUGUUGAACAAGAAAAACUUAACCUACAACAACGUUUAGAACAUUAUGAACGUACAAUUCAUUUACAAUUGGAAGACUUUGAAAAAGAAAAAUUAAAAAUCUCUGCUGAACUUGGUGAUUUAAAAACUAAACUUUUAAAUUAUGAAAAAUUAGAAUCUGAAUUAAAUGAAUUAAAAUCAAAACAACCAACCAUACCUGAAAACAACAACGAUAACGAUAAAGAAUUAAUUGAAGCACGUGAUGAAAUUUUACAAUUAAAAGAGAAAUUAAAUGAAAAAGAAGAUUCAAUUAAAUCAACAAAUGAUCAAUUAAUUGAAAUUAAAGAUAAAUUAAUAAUUAAAGAAACUGCUUUAAUUGAAUUACAAGAUCAAUUUGAACAAUUGAAAAAACAAGAUAACAAAGAAUUGCUUGAAGCACGUGAUCAAAUAGUUGAAUUAAAGGAUAGAUUAACUCAGAAAGAAGAAUCAUUUAAAGAGACUGAAAAUAAAUUAGAGGAUAGAGCAAUUGAAAUUUCUGAAUUGAGAGAUAAAUUAGCAGAAAAGGAAUCAAUAUUAACAGAUAGGGAAGAACAAUUGGACCAAUUGAAACAAUCAAUUGAAAAUCAAUCUUCAACAACACCAAUCAUAUCGGAUCAACAAGAAUUGCUUGAAGCACGUGAUGAAAUCGUUCAAUUAAAAGAUAAAUUAACUGCAAAAGAAGAUUCAAUUAAAGAUAUUGAUAAUCAAUUAAUUGAAUUAAAAGAUAGAUUAACUGCAAAAGAAUUAUUAUUUAAAGAGACUGAAGAUCAACUUUAUGAAAAAUCAAAUGAAAUUUCAAUACUUCAAGAUAAGAUUUCAAAUUUAGAAGAAUCAAAUAAUAAUAAUAAUAGUAAUAAUAGUAAUAGUAGUAUUAAUGAACUUCAAUUGAAAUUAAAAGAAUUUGAAUUAAAUACUUUAGAUAAAAAUCAAAGUUAUGAAGAGAGAAUUGAAAAAUUAGAAUUACAAUUAAAAGAGAAACAAUUGGAAGUUCAAUCAUUACAACUUGAAAUUCAUAAUAAUGUAAAAGAAGGUGAUUCAAAUGAUAGAUUAUUGAAAUUGGAAGAACAAUAUAAAGAAUUACAAGAAAAGUUUGAUAAAGUUAAAAAUAAGAAAAAUACAUUAAAAGUAUUAUGUUCAAAUUAUAAAUUAAAUAUUGAACAAUUAGAACAAAAACAAUCAACUUUAGAAUCUUCUGCAAUUGCAAAUCAAGAUGGUUUAUCCGAUGAAAUCGAUCAAUUGAAAUCAAAAUUAAUUCAUCAAACCAAUGAAAAUGAAAUCAUCCAAGAUGAAAAUAAUCAAUUAAAAUUACAACUCACUUCAUAUCAAGAUGAUUCAAUUUCAAAACAAAAUAUUAUUAAAGAUUAUCAAGAAAUAAUUUCAAAAUUAGAACAAGAAAAAGAAGAUUUAAUUGAAAAUAAUAAAAAUAAUAAAAAGAAUAGUGACAAUAGUGAUGGCCAUGAUGAUAGUGGUGAUGACGAUGAUCGUUCAGCAGAAAUUGAAGAAUUUAAAGAAAAAAUUCAAUAUCAAAAAGAAAAAAUUAAAGCAUUAAAAGAAGAUUUAGAAUCAAAAUCUGAUGAAUGGAUUGAUAUAAAGAUAAAGAUGGAAGAAAUUAUUGGUGGUAAACAAGAUGAAAUUGAAAAAUUACAACAACAAUUACAACAAAAAGAAUCAUUAUCAUCUUUAGCUUUACCAGUUUCAAAAGAUGAUAAUAAUCAAUCAAAUCAAAUUUUAGAAGAAGAGAUUGAUCAAUUAAAAAGUCAAAUUAAACAAUUACAACAAGAGAAUCUUGCAAUUUCAUCAGAGAAACAAUUUAAAGUUCAACAUCUUCAACAAGAAUUAGAACAAUUAAGACAAGUUAAUAGUGCAAGUGCUUCACCAAGAUCAUCUAUUGGUGGUGGUGGUAGUGGUAUUGAUAAUCUUGAUGAUUUAAGAAAAGAAAUGGAAGAAAAUAAGAAUAUUGAAACAUCAAUUUAUUGGUCAGAAUUGGAUUUUGAUAGAAAUAAUAUACCAUUUUGUGGUACAAAUGUUUGGGCAAUCAUUGAUGGUAUUGGUGGUUUAGGUAAAUCUCAAAAUAUUAGAUUAUUGAAUAAGAUUGUUAUCUCUUUAGAGAAAUCAUUCUUACGUUCUGGUAAUGAUUGUAAAUUCAUUGCCUAUUGGUUUAGUACUUGUUGUUAUUUACUCUCAAAAUGUCAUCAAGCUGGAUACACUCAAGAAUCUGCAAAUCCAAUGAAAUCAGGUAUUGAAAUCAAUGUUAAUUCAUUUGUAACACCUGCACCUGAAAUAGGUGGUUCUUUCAUUAGAGAUCUUCAAGCAUUGAAUCUUUCAAUCUAUAGUAAACUAUUGUCAGUCACAGAGAUUAAAUUGGAGAGAGUGUUAAUUCCAUCGGUUUACCUACCAGACUCCAUCAUUUUGGAAGCUCAAAAAAGUCCAAUCAAAAGUUCAUCAUCAUCUUCCUCAACCUCUCCAUUAGGUAGAACUUCAGGUUCUUUACCAUUUAAUAAUACUGGCGCUAAUUCUAUCAAUAAUCUACUCUACAUUCUUGAUGGUAUCAUUCAAUUUUUGAAAGAGGGUAGAAUAUUCGAUAGUGUUUCAAAUCAAUUCCUUAAUCAAAUCUUUUACUUUAUGAAUGCUCAAAUCACUAAUCAUCUAUUAAAUAAUCCAAAAGUUUGUACUACCACUCAAGGUUUAGAGGUUAAAAUGGGUGUCUCUCGUCUAAAGGAAUGGUGUUCUGCAACCCCCUACAAAUCUGCCUCUCAACAAUUGGAUUCCUCCUUGGAGGCUUCAAAUCUUUUAGUCAUUGACAAAAAUGUUUUCGUUGAUAUUGAAGCUAUAAAAUCAAUCUUCCAAAAAUUAAAUCUUCAUCAAAUUAAACAAUUACUUCAAUCUUUCACUCCUGAUAGUUUAUCACCUGAUACUAUACCAACUGUAUUACGAAAAGCACUCGAUUCUAAUUGGAGACAAUCAAUCGAUAUUAAUUCUUUACCACUUUUAAUUGACCAAUCUAAAAAAUUUAAAAUUUAA